Messenger RNA from Symbiodinium necroappetens, 312 nucleotides. The record is from the annotation of a GenBank genome assembly. NCBI's taxonomy places the organism in Eukaryota, Dinophyceae, Suessiales, Symbiodiniaceae.
AUGAACAUGUGGCAGUUCGUGGCUGACAGACUCUUCGAGUUCUUUGCCGUCCUGUUUGCAGUGACACGCCUCAUCAUGUUCGGGUACGUAUGCUGGUCGGCACAUAUUGAGUCCGCUGCGUACUUCAAACACUCCUUCGCCGCUACCUUGUGCGUCAUCUUGCUCUACCUCCUCAUGGUCUUGCAGGUCUACUGGUUUGGCCUGAUCCUGAAGGUCGCCAUCAGGCUCCUCCGGGGGCAUGGGGUUGAGGAUAUCCGAUCGGACGACGAAGAUGAGGAGCCGGAAAAGAAGGACAGCAAGAAAGAUUCGUGA